Messenger RNA from Styela clava, 1861 nucleotides. Its product is annotated as DNA polymerase delta subunit 2-like. Gene Ontology annotation, biological process: DNA strand elongation involved in DNA replication; DNA replication. The record is from RefSeq and is a predicted model, not a curated record. Gene Ontology annotation, cellular component: delta DNA polymerase complex. Gene Ontology annotation, molecular function: DNA binding. NCBI's taxonomy places the organism in Eukaryota, Metazoa, Chordata, Ascidiacea, Stolidobranchia, Styelidae.
AAUAUACAUAACAAUAAUAUUCUUCGCAAUGCCACCAACAGAAGAUGAAGAAACUGCAAUGGACACAUCUGAGGAUACUGAAAAAUUUGUGAGGCCAAUAUGCCUACGUAAAGACUGCUCUGAGCGUUUUCGAAGAAGAAAUUUGCCUUGCGAAAAACAGUAUGCCAACAUGUACUUUGUAAGAAGUAACCUCAUGAAGAAGAGACUCGAGAUUGCGGCUGAAGCUAAGUGGGGUGACGAGUAUCCCGUACGGCAAUUAGCAAAAGUUAAACUGAAUGAAAAAUGCUGUGUUAUUGGAAUUUUGUUCAAGCAUAUGGAUUUACAACCAAGUAUUUUGAAAGAGGUAAGUGAGGAGCACAAUUUACAAAUCCAACCUACUCGAGAAAAAUUUGUCUCAGAAAAUGAUAGUUUAAUUCUCGAAGACACUUUGCAAAGAAUAUCGCUCAGUGGAAACAUAGAUCCACAAACAUCAUACACUGGAACAGUCGUGGCAUUAGCAGGAAUCGAAGAUAAAGCAGGACAGUUUCGUGUUGAUGAUUUUACCUUCGCUGGAAUUGGGAAACAAGAACCACCACCAAAGUUAGAUGAAGAUAGGUUUGUUUUACUACUCUCUGGUCUGGGACUUGGAGCUAAGAAUGAAAAACUACUUUCAAUACAAUUAAUGAUUGAUUAUAUUAUUGGUUUACUUGGAGAACCAUCAGAUCAGAAAUCAAGUUCAUCCAUUGUUCAUGUCAUUAUUGCAGGCAAUUCACUCAGUGUUGAGACACAGGAUAAAGACUCUCAAAAACGUGCAAAGUAUUUAACAAUUAAAGAGGAAGCGCAGAGUGUUGCUGCAAUGCAAACAUUGGAUGAUUUUCUUGUACAACUCUUACCUCAGAUCAGUGUGGAUGUCAUGAGCGGUGAAUAUGAUCCGACAAACUUUAUGUUACCACAGCAACCAUUACAUAGUUGCAUGUUUCCAAAAUCAGGAUCUUAUAGAACAAGCACAUUUAAGACUGUCACUAACCCUUAUGAGUGUGAGAUCGAAGGAGUAAAAAUUCUUGGUACAUCAGGACAAAACAUCAAAAACCUUCAGCAAUUUGGAAAUGAAAAUGACUCAAUGAAACUACUGGAACAGACACUAUCCAGUGCACAUCUUGCACCAACUGCACCUGAUUCACUGGGUUGUUUUCCUUAUUAUGAAAACGACCCCUUUAUCAUCCCAGAAGACAAUUUUCCACAUGUUUAUUUCGCAGGGAAUCAAGAGACUUACGGUGCAAAAACCAUCACUGGUAACGAUGGUCAGUCAGUUUUGGCGAUAAGUGUGCCGAGCUUUGAUAAAACUGAGACAGCAGUUUUACUGAAUUUACGUACUUUGACUUGCGAACCAAUAACGUUUGGAGAUUUUUGGGAUUCUUCAGAGCCUGAAAAAUGAUGUGUGGUCAAACAUUUUAUCCCUUAAUGAUGAGCUAUUUCCCAAAUUUAGCGGUCAUUCAAGAUACUCAUUUGUGCAAAGAAUCUCAAUAAAAACACAUUGACUGUUAAUUAAUCAGAAAAAAAUCUGUUGAUGUCAAAGACACAGUAUGGAACAAAAUUUCCUCACAUUAAUAUGAAGUUAGGCUUGUUUCAUUACGACUCUGAAUGCCUCAAACUAGUUUGCAGUAUUUGGUGAAGGUACAUACCUAGAAUGACAGGUUGUGAUGAAAAGUAAUUGUAAACUGAUUGAAUAUUCUCAGAAUUCCAGUCCCAGCUGUUACACACUUCUAUUCACAUUAUAGAAUCUAGAUCAGGUUGUUAUCAAUAUCGUCACUAGUUAACAUUUAUUUAUAAAUAUACCACAUGCUUACUACAUUCACUGCCAAUACAUUUUGAAGACUUAUGA